Lottia gigantea (owl limpet) is the source of this 2196-nucleotide messenger RNA. RefSeq lists its product as hypothetical. The transcript has 5 exons. Bases 1 to 2106 code for a protein of 701 amino acids. The record is from RefSeq and is a predicted model, not a curated record. Gene Ontology annotation, biological process: monocarboxylic acid transport; transmembrane transport. Lineage: Eukaryota; Metazoa; Mollusca; Gastropoda; Lottiidae. Gene Ontology annotation, molecular function: monocarboxylic acid transmembrane transporter activity.
AUGGCAAAUCCGAAAUGCAUCUUUGAGUUUCCUCAAAAACAAGCGAGGUCAUCCCGAGAUGAUGGCGGUAUUGAGACGUCCCCGGGAAUAAACAACGAUAGACAGGUGCGCAAAAUACAGGAUAACUUCAGUGCUGAUGUACUUGAAAAGUUGGACAAUGUUAUAUCUAAGGCCUGUAAGUCUGUGAGUAAUAGUAAUGUGGGAAAGUCCACCAGCGCACCACCUAGGAAGACUAAAAAGGAUAGAAAAAACAGCAAAGACUUCACCGAGGAACUUGAUACUUUGGAAAAAACUUCACCACUCGGGACAAAAGUGAAUGUGAAUUUCAAAAUCAGUUUAUUAGACUGUAGUGUGAUUUCAAACCCGAGAGUAUCAGAACAACGCAAUGCGAUUAAACCGGAUGUGAUUCCAUCAUCAAAUGACCCCUGGGUCAGACGUUCCAGUGUUCCAUGUAUAUCUGAGCAUCAUCGAGUACAUUCGUACCUAUAUGGCCCCCCUAUGACCAAUCCUAAUUUUAUGUGUUCAAGCGAAAAUGACAUCAGCUCACAGUUGUCUGAUAAAUACCCCGAAAAACGGAGACAUUCAACCCCCUUCAAGUUGCAACCGAUCAUUUUGGAUCCAAAGAGCUUGCUUCCGCUUUUUAAAAGAAAGGUUGGUAUUGAUAACUUCAGUUUAAAUGAUGCUGAUGAAGAUAGAAAGUCUUGUGAUGAUGAUGUUGAUAAUGUUGAAAAUCUCUCCGAAGCAGCUGUAGUGUCUCUCGAGGGUGUUACGAUCGAGUCGGAGACGACGGACGAAAAUGAAAGUACGAUCUCGUCAAAGGGCAGUUUUAAAUCAACAGUAUCAACUGUUCCAGUCAAAAAGAAACAGAAUUCCCGCAAGCUAUCCAGUCAAUGUUUGGUUGUUUUCUGUGCCUUCUGGGUGUGUUUCUUCUCACUGGGAAUACCGUUCUCUAUCGGUACAUUCCUACCAAUAUGGCUGGAAGAGUUUCAAGAGGGGCGAGCCAGGACGGCCCUGAUUCAGUCUGUACAUGUCGGCAUUAUGUUUGGUGUUGGAACCAUCACAGGGGUAGUUAUAGAUAAGUGUGGUAUCCGGUUUACGGUGAUUGUGGGUUCGAUCUUAUCGUGUGUCGGAUUUAUUGGGGCUGUGUUCGCUCCUAAUACUACAGUGUUGGUAAUAAGCAUCGGUUUAGUAUCCGGUGCCGGUCUAUGCUGUGUCUAUCUAGCAAGUGUAGUAGCAGUAUCCGCCAUCUGCUCUAAAUCUGCCAGCAUCGCCCUGGGGGCCAUUAUCGCUGGAGGUGGCUUGGGACAGAGUCUGUUUCCUUACUUUAAUGACUAUAUACAAGACGUUUAUGGAUGGAGGGGAGCAUUUUAUGUGAUCGCCGGUCUCUCCCUCCAACCAAUUGUCUUUGGGUAUCUUAUGACCGUGUUCAUCGAUAGGGCGAAGUCCGGAAAACCUGAGGCGAAGAAACAAACGUCACAGUUGAGUCUGAAGACGAAGCUAAAAAAGAUUGUGUGCUACAGAUACGUCUUGACGUGCCUCGCAGCUUUCAUAGGAUUCGCUUCCACGAAUGGAUUCUUUUUUAUUGUUCUAGACUUCGCGGCCAAUAAACAUGGCGAUGGUGUGUUCUUUAUUUUUCUGAUAACAAUCAUUAGUACGGUGUUUAACAUCGGCUUUGGAUUGAUAAACAUGCUGCCGUUUGUGAGCAGCUCAUUCUUGCUGGCUUUAUCUGUGAUCGUGUCGGGCGUUAGCCUUGUUCUUCUGAGUGUAGUGACGACUUACAUUGGAACUGUGAUCCUUAUAGUGGUGUUCGGUAUUAUGUAUGGAGGCAAGAUUGGUAUAGCGGGUGUCGUUAUUUUGGACCUGGUUGGACGAGAAGCCUACUCGCUGGCUAUGGGUAUCAGUAUUACAGUUAAUGGUAUAGCUAGCUCUCUUGGUGGUGUUAUAUUUGGUCUGCUGUUUGAUUUGACGGAAUCGUACGACACUCCGCUACUCGUUAUGGGUUCCCUAGCCUGCUUUAUUGGAACAUUUCCCUUAUUUGGACUGAUCGCAGACAAGAAAUGCAGGAAACGGGUUCCAGAUGAAAAAGUUCCCAACCCUGAACCAUAGACAAUAAAAGAAUAAACUGAAAACGCAUUCAUUUUGAUCACUUCCAUUAUUUUAAAAGGUUUUGGAAAUAAACUUUUUACAUACUGCUCA